GGCUCAUUCGGUUUGGAGGAAAUCAAAACGUAGGAACUAGGAGUAGUAUAGGAAUAUGAUAGGAUGGCACUUGCCAUCCUAAGGAAUUGACUUGCCUCGUUCCUACGCGUAAAAUGAGCUUUGAGUGGAUGUGUAGUUUCCUCCAAAAACACGGGAAAUGAGUAGUAUUCCUACGAAAUUCCUGCACGCAUUUCCUACAAACCGAAUGAAUACAUAGGAAAUUUUCCUCUGGAAUCCUUAUUCCUAUGUUUUUCCUACGAAAAUCCUCCAAACCGAAUGAAGCCGAAAAAUCUAGCUCUUCUGCUAGUCACAUAUCUGGCGGCAUGAAUGAACCACUCAGAGGACCUACGAGUUCAAGUGCUUUCUCUUUUCCUUUCUCACUCCUCGAAGAUGAUCAUGCAUUGGCCAUUAUGUGUGUGUGUGUGGUAGUGAAAGACUUGCUUGGUCGUAGUGAAGAAACCCCACACCCGAUGCUAUUUAUAGAGGAUAGUUGGACACAAGCAGUGGAAUUAAAGUAAAUUGAAUACAAUAGCUACAUUCACAAAGUGAUAUAUUGCUUUAUGCUUUAUUAUCAUGGAAAUAUAGAAGAGUGCUCUAGAUACAUCGUGAAGGACCAUAGAUUGUGCUAAAGGCGCACCAGGGGUACAUGACGACAAAGCUACGACUCCCCACCAAGUGCUCUAAUAUGAGAUUUCAAAUUUUUUAUCUUAAAAUCACUGGUCGGUAAUGAGGACGCGUGCUUCAACUGUAAACGGAUCGUUUCACCGCUUCUAGAAUCCACAUUGCAUGUUACUCUAUCACUAUUUUUAAGCAACAUUAGUACUAAGUAAGUGCAUGAACUAGCUCCCUUCUUGGCACUGCAUGCCAUUUGUGUCCUACCGAGUGGAGUGGUGGUGGUGGGCAAGAUCGAUUGGCAUUGCGUCUUCAGUUGAAGCUGUCUUGCUCAAAAGAAGGGGAGCCCCAGGAAUAGUGUGUGACCAGUGAGUACAGAGAGCAGGAUUGCUAUUUUGGGAAGAAUAUUAAAGGUGUGAGCUUCGCUGGUGGUGUGUGAGGAGUUUUCCUUUUGAUGGCACCAUGGAACAGCUUGUGGGCCGGCAGGGCCGCCAUUGCCGGCGGCAAUGCCUACCGCGACAUGCCGGUCAUUGUCAAGAUGGAGAACCCCAACUGGUCUAUUUCGGAGAUUAACGGUGGCGGUGACAACGGCGAGGACUUCUUGGCCCGAGUAGGCGGGCAAAGGCGAAGAGUGAAGAACACGAAGCAGAUCACAUGGGUGUUUCGUCUCAAGGCCCACCGUGCCGCUGGUUGCCUAGCGUGGCUCACAUCCGCCGCGGUUGCGCUGGGCGACGCUGCACGCCGCCGUGUUGUGGCCGGCCGGACGGACUCUGACGCCACUGAUGGGGAAUGCGAGGAUGUGGCGGAACGGGCUCCCACUUCGAGGCGGUCUCGGUUCUACACGCUUAUCAAGGCUUGCCUCAUGAUGUCCAUCUUUCUCCUUGUUGUCGAGCUCGCCGCCUACUCCAACGGCAAGGGGAACCUCGUUGUCUUCAUCAAUUCUUUCAAUGCGUCGUGGAUACGCUUUCGUGCCGCCUACGUUGCCCCACCGCUCCAGCUCCUCGCCGACGCAUGUGUGGUGCUCUUCCUAGUCCAGAGUGUCGACCGCCUCUUCCAGAGCCUCGGUUGCUUCUACAUUCUCGUCAAACGCAUCAAGCCUAAGCCUCUCUCUCCAGCACUGUCUGAUGCAGAGGACCCCAAUGCCGGCUAUUACCCCAUGGUGCUCGUACAAAUACCAAUGUGCAAUGAGAAAGAGGUGUAUCGGCAGUCGAUUGCAGCAGUCUGCAAUUUAGAUUGGCCGAGGUCCAACUUUCUUGUGCAGGUGCUGGACGACUCCGAUGACGUGGCAACGCAGGCAUUGAUCAAAGAUGAGGUGGAGAAGUGGAGGCACAGUGGUGCACACAUUGUGUACCGACAUCGUGUCCUUAGGGAGGGCUACAAGGCAGGUAACCUCAAGUCGGCGAUGAGUUGCAGUUAUGUGAAGGACUACGAGUAUGUCGCCAUCUUUGAUGCCGACUUCCAGCCAUACCCCGAUUUCUUGAAGCGCACUGUGCCGCAUUUUAAGGACAACGAGGAUCUGGGUCUUGUCCAAGCCAGAUGGUCAUUUGUGAACAAAGAUGAGAACCUAUUGACACGGUUGCAGAACAUUAACCUAUGCUUCCACUUUGAGGUGGAGCAACAGGUGAAUGGUGUGUUCAUCAACUUCUUUGGGUUCAAUGGCACAGCUGGGGUGUGGAGGAUCAAGGCUGUGGAGGACUCAGGAGGGUGGAUGGAACGAACAACGGUGGAAGACAUGGACAUUGCUGUUCGUGCACACCUAAAGGGCUGGAAGUUUGUCUUUCUGAAUGAUGUUGAGUGCCAAUGCGAAUUACCAGAGUCGUACGAGGCUUACCGCAAGCAACAACACCGGUGGCAUUCGGGGCCGAUGCAAUUGUUUAGGCUAUGCUUGCCAGAUAUCAUUAGAUGCAAGAUUGUCUUCUGGAAGAAGGCCAACCUAAUAUUCCUUUUCUUCUUGCUACGCAAGCUCAUCUUGCCUUUUUAUUCCUUCACACUCUUCUGCAUUAUCCUCCCAAUGACAAUGUUUGUGCCUGAAGCUGAGCUUCCCAAUUGGGUCGUCUGUUACAUCCCAGUGUUAAUGUCAUUCCUAAACAUUGUCCCUACACCGAAAUCGUUCCCGUUUAUCAUCCCAUACCUGCUCUUCGAGAACACCAUGUCUGUUACCAAGUUCAAUGCCAUGAUCUCUGGACUGUUCCAGCUAGGAAGUACAUAUGAGUGGGUCGUCACCAAGAAGUCCGGUCGAUCAUUGGAGGGUGAUCUCAUUUCCUUGGCGCCCAAGGGGUUGGAGCAACUAAAAUAUGGCUCAGUGCCAGCCAUCAACCUAGCAAUCAAGGAGCAAUCGAAGGCCAAAAAGGAAUCCAAGAAGUACAACCGAAUAUAUAAAAAGGAGCUUGCCAUGUCACUACUCCUCCUGUCCGCCGCCGCUCGCAGCUUACUAUCAAAGCAAGGGAUUCACUUCUAUUUCCUGUUGUUCCAAGGCAUCUCCUUUUUGCUUGUGGGACUCGAUCUCAUAGGUCAGGACAUCAAAUAAAUCAACCAUAGCAUGGACAUAGAAAGUAAUUUGUCACUAAACUUGCAAUAUGUGGGGUCAUGGAUGUUGUUGUACCUUCCAUCGACAGAGGGGUGUAGGAGCUAGGACCCCGAAGCGAACAUGCGGCAUGGUAGUAAAAGGAUUCUUACAACAGUGUAUGUAUGUCAUGUGUAGAUAUAUAUUAGAUCAGUCAUCUUGUUGAUCUGUGAAUCUGCCUAACUGGUUCUGGUCAAUCACAUUCUUUUGUAACAUGUUGUUCUAGAUGAUGUUCAGGUUAGAAUUAUA
Triticum urartu is the source of this 3424-nucleotide messenger RNA. RefSeq names its product putative xyloglucan glycosyltransferase 10. Lineage: Eukaryota; Viridiplantae; Streptophyta; Magnoliopsida; Poales; Poaceae. Gene Ontology annotation, cellular component: Golgi apparatus. The record is from RefSeq and is a predicted model, not a curated record. Gene Ontology annotation, molecular function: glycosyltransferase activity.